Corylus avellana is the source of this 1108-nucleotide messenger RNA. Its product is annotated as ATP-dependent Clp protease proteolytic subunit 6, chloroplastic. Gene Ontology annotation, biological process: protein quality control for misfolded or incompletely synthesized proteins. NCBI's taxonomy places the organism in Eukaryota, Viridiplantae, Streptophyta, Magnoliopsida, Fagales, Betulaceae. The record is from RefSeq and is a predicted model, not a curated record. Gene Ontology annotation, cellular component: endopeptidase Clp complex. Gene Ontology annotation, molecular function: ATPase binding; serine-type endopeptidase activity; ATP-dependent peptidase activity.
UACGACUGCAAGAGGGAGUGAGAUUCAGUUUGAAUAAAGAGUUCAGGGAAACCUCUAUCCCCUAGAGAAACCUCUCCUCUCUCUGGCUGUCUUUCUCUGAGAAAUGAUAGCUUCAGCUUCUAUCUCAGCGCCUUUGAGGUUCUCAAUCGCUUCUCGCAACAGAACCUCGCUUCCCAUUUCUUCACUCCCUAACAGAAACUCAACGAGGUCCAUAGAGAAUUAUUCAACAAUCGGACUAUCUAAUAAGACUGGUGGGUUACCUUUAAACAUCGGAGAGAAGGAUUUCUGUGAUGCUAAUGUAAGUUAUGGUGCAAUAGAAGCCAAAAGGGGGAAUCCACCCAUAAUGCCAGCAGUAUUGACGCCAAGAGGAAUUUUGGACCUCUCAUCUGUAUUAUUUGGGAAUCGCAUAAUCUUCAUUGGUCAGCCUGUCAACUCACAAAUGGCUCAGCGAGUUAUUUCACAACUUCUUACUUUGGCAACUAUUGAUGAGGAUGCAGAUAUACUGUUGUAUCUGAACUGCCCUGGUGGAAGCACCUACUCUGUGUUGGCAAUCUACGAUUGCAUGUCAUGGAUAAAGCCUAAGGUUGGUACAGUAUGUUUUGGAGUAGCUGUAAGCCAAGUGGCCCUGCUUCUUGCUGGUGGAGAAAAAGGAAUGCGUUAUGCAAUGCCUAAUGCUCGGAUUAUGAUACAUCAGCCACAGAGUGGAUGUGGGGGUCAUGUGGAGGAUGUGAGACGCCAAGUGAAUGAAGCAGUUCAAUCUCGCCACAAAAUUGACAAAAUGUAUGCUACUUUCACCGGCCAAAGUCUUGAGAGAGUGCAACAAUACACUGAAAGGGAUCGUUUCCUGUCUGUUUCCGAGGCUAUGGAGUUUGGACUCAUUGAUGGCGUCUUGGAAACGGAAUACUGAAAGGAAGCUACACUUUUUUUUGUGCCCGAAUGUUUCAUGCACUCGAUUUUCAUACUGCGGCUGGUUGCCUUCUCUAAACCCCCAAAACAUCCAUAACUACAUGGAUUUUUGAAAUUUAGGAUUCCGAUUUGAGUCGAGUCCACUUUGUUUGUUCUAAAGCUUGCUAUCAUCUAUCAAUAUAAGGCUAAUCUUUUGAGGUUC